This is a messenger RNA of Linum tenue, 1158 nucleotides long. The record is from the annotation of a GenBank genome assembly. Lineage: Eukaryota; Viridiplantae; Streptophyta; Magnoliopsida; Malpighiales; Linaceae.
AUGACAAAGGCAAGGAUCUCCACCAUGCAGCUCUUCGGUUUCGACUCCUCAGACAACAAGGAUUUCCUGCUUCGCAGGCACGUACGAGUAGAUGCGUUUAGAAAGUUGAAGAAUAGUGAAGGGAGGUUCAAGGAAUGGGUGUCAAGGGAUAGGCAAGGACUGUUGAGCUUGUACGAGGCAGCACACUUGGCAUUCAAUGGAGAAGAUAUAUUGGAUGAAGCCCUAAUCUUUGCGACCAAGAACCUUAAGUCGCCAUCCAUCAUCCAACACAAUACCAACCCUAAUUCAUUCCAAAAGCAAAUCGACUUUGCUCUCCGCUUUCCUGCUUGGAAAUGUGUUCCAAGAUCACUUGCCAGGCACUCCAUAGAUUUUUAUUCCGAGAAUACUUCGCAGAAUCAAAAGCUUCUCAUGUUUGCAAAGAUGGAUUUCAACAUGGUCCAGAACUUGCAUCAGCAGGAGCUCUAUGAAAUCUCUGGGAUGAAUGUUAGGGCUCUUCAAGAACUACCCGAUAGGAUGAAGAAAACUUAUCGUCUCAUCCUUGAUCUGUAUGAUGAAGUCGAGAGUGAAAUUGGAAAAUCGGGACCCACUUUCCCCGUCGAUUAUGCAAAGGGCGAGCUCAAGAAAUUGUGCCGAGCCUACUUACUUGAGAUUCGGUGGCGCGCUGAAAGCAAGGUUCCAACACUGGAAGAGUACAUGAUCACCGCACACAUCAGCUGCGCUAUGCCCAUAACGGCCACCUCGAAUUUCAUUGGCAUGGGAGCAGAAAUAGCCACCAGGGAGGCUUUUGAAUGGGUGACUAACGAAUCCAAGCUGAUGAAAGCUUGCUCUGUGAUUGGUAGGCUUCAAAAUGACAUUUUCUCUCACGAGUGUGAGCAAAACAGAAGUCAUCCUGCUUCGGCCGUCGAAUGCUACAUGAAGCAACAUGGAGCGACGGAGGAAGAAGCAGUUGAAUUCCUGUGGAAGAAGAUUCACAACGCCUGGAAAGACAUCGUCGAAGAGUAUCAGAAACCAACUCCGUUGCCGGUAGCUCUUACAGAUCGUCUCCUCAAUUUGGCGCGUUCCUUCAACUUGUUCUAUGAAAAUGGUGAUGGCUACACCAACUCCCACCUCGUGAAGGAUCACCUCACCUCAAUGCUCAUCGAUCCUGUGCCCCUUUGA